AUGAGAUGUCAACAAUGGACAGCGAGACGGAAGUACGGAGUGAGAAGCACACGACAAUCUCAUCAACAAGAUGCAAGCUGGGAUCUUAUCAAGAGAUCCAUCGUGGCGCCUAUACGAGACUUUUUUUCAACAUCAAGAGUAGAUGAAUCCACAUUCAUGAUAUCGUAUCUUCGAUUUGAGAGAGUACGAAAUGGAGAAUGGAACAUUGUACAAAGGGAAUAUCUCCGAGGCUCAGGAUCAUUUGCCUCUCUCGUUCGAGUGAAGGAUUGUUAA
Botrytis fragariae is the source of this 273-nucleotide messenger RNA. RefSeq lists its product as uncharacterized. The record is from RefSeq and is a predicted model, not a curated record. The coding region runs from base 1 to 273 and encodes 90 amino acids. NCBI's taxonomy places the organism in Eukaryota, Fungi, Ascomycota, Leotiomycetes, Helotiales, Sclerotiniaceae. The transcript has 3 exons.